Molecule: messenger RNA, 4758 nt
Organism: Topomyia yanbarensis
Lineage: Eukaryota; Metazoa; Arthropoda; Insecta; Diptera; Culicidae
Product: transcriptional regulator ovo-like
Exons: 4
Coding region: 1326-4190 (954 amino acids)
Biological process (GO): epidermal cell differentiation; regulation of transcription by RNA polymerase II
Cellular component (GO): nucleus
Molecular function (GO): RNA polymerase II cis-regulatory region sequence-specific DNA binding; DNA-binding transcription factor activity, RNA polymerase II-specific
Source: RefSeq, a predicted model, not a curated record
ACAACGGCGAAGCGCCGGUAAAAAGCAAAAAGCUCCGUUGCAUACCGCACAGAACACCCGCUUGCUUGAUUCUCUUCGUGUGAAUGUGUGUAGGUGUGUGCGUGCCUGCUUCCAACGCCAACACAUUGUCGUCGUCUCACCUGUACGCCACCCAGUCACUCACAUACAAGAAGCGGCUGAAUAAAUUGUCUUCCAAGCAGCGGAACAAACCGUAAACUUCUUGCGUCGCCAAGAUCGCUUUUGCCCACACUCGCAGCGAAACGUUCGCACACAGUCCCAUGCAUGCCGUACGAUUGUAUAGAAAAGAAUAAUAACAACAGAACUCGGGGUCCGCUCAGCCACACAGCGAAAGCACAGCAACACAACACAACAGGUAUCAUCGGAGCGCACGGAGCUUAGCUGUGUCCCGUUCACAAUCCGUCCCGUUCUGGCAGCCGCCACCGGGCCAACCAAAGUUCUGCAACCCAUCUCGCCCGUGCACACGAUCGUGUUAUGUGUGCGUGUGUGUUGGUGUUGCGUUCCGAAUCUAGCUGUAAUUCUGUUUUUUUUGCACCGCUUAGCUGCUGGAGCGGCUCAGCCAGCUAGCUAGCUAGCAGACUCUCGGAACUUGGGAACUGUGGAACACGGAGUACAGUAAGUGAAAGAACGCCGCCAAGAACGAACGUGUAUUUUCGUUGGCGAAGUCGCGUGUGUUACACUUUUCUACACAGCCUUCUGUUUUUCACUGUGCUCUGUGGCCAAGGCCUACUACUACUGGGUAGCAGCAGCAACUCCCAUUCAGCGACGAGGCAGUUAGUUCCGUAGGCGGAACAGUGCCUUCCGGUAUCAACCGAGUGACCCCCAAAACGCCUGUGUUUAUCGUGAAGAAAUACUGAAAACAAGUGAGAUUCUUGAAUCGGGAAACGACAAUGUGAAGAUGUGAAAGCGUUUGAAUGAUAGAAUAUACUACUCAAAGUGCAAUAUUUUCUAAGAUAUUUGAUAGUGUUUUUUUAAGGAUUGCGUGGCUCACGGAAAGUAAACGGAUCUCUCUGAGUGUGAAGUGAGUACGGCAAUAAAGUGAUGAAUAAGGCCUGUACAGAGUACCGGAUUAUGGAAUAAAACGUAGUGCGAUUUGUGAGCAGUAGUGCUGUAUGAAGCGAUUUAUUACUGAUAUGACCAUUCGAGGAACCGCGUAUAACUGACCCAGGACGGACCCAGCAGUACGUGCGAUUGUUGUAAAGUGUGACACAAAAGAAACGGGAAUUAUUUGGAUUACGUACGCCGUCGUGUGUUUAUGACCUGUGGCCCCCAUUUUUUUACCUUCUGACUGAAGAAACUUCGCCACAAUGCCGAAGCCCAAACGAUUAAUCAAGGACUGGAUUCAUCUGGAGCGGCUGCUGGAGCCUAUGCCGCUGAAGGAACGUUGGCUCUGGUUGCUCGAGUCACAGGAACAUGCAAAUGGUGGUGGUGAUGGAGGUGGUGCCGGAUCUGGCAGCGAACCGCUGUCGCUGGUUUCGCGCGACAAGGAACCCAAGGAAGCGACAGUUCGCGACAUCUUCGGCGAAGAGAAUCGCCUCAGCCCGCCCUGCCGGGAGAGCACAUCCUCACCUUCAUCGUCAUCGCCGCAUCUUGCGGUCAAGCUAGCACACAACAGCUCACCAGCACUAGCACCAGCGGCAGCAGUCAGCCCGUCGUUGCCGCAGUCAGUCCCACUGUGCCUACAGCGGACAAUCGCCAAAGAUAACCAACACCAACAGUCGCCGUCGCAGCAUGAACGGGAACCAGCUUCCAGUACCACCACGCCCGGUGCCCGACGGUUCCUUCCCAGCGGCCCCAGGGAUGCUCCCUACGGUAACAACCGGGGACACGUGCUCACCCUAGCGGAACGUAAAGAUUACCCCCCGAGCAGACCUAGCACACCACACCACAAGUCGCCGCCGGUGCUGGAGAAGAAGGCUCCACCUCAUAGCAACGGGUCGCCCCUCAUCCGGGACGAUCGGAAUGUACUGACAGAGGAGCGACCGGUGGUUUCAAUCAAACCACGAUCACCUCCCCCGAAGGAUCGGAUUCCAAGUCCACCACCGGCACCGGGUGCGGCUGUUCGGUGUUCCGUUAUCCAGCGAGCUCCUACGGCGGCUGUUUCACCACGGCGGCCCAGCCCGGAAAGCAGCCCUCGAGCUGUCGAUCUGAAGGUUCGUGCUCCAGAGCUGGAACCGAUGCAGGAACAACCGAUCGAUUACCACGUACCAAAACGAAAUGGGGACAGCGCCAAGGAAGACGAAGAGAAAGAAAAGCGCAUGCAGAGGGCGAAGCAGGCGGCGGUUUUCCGAAAGCAGCUUUGGAUUCGAGCGCAUCGGUUCGGUAAUCUGAAUGGAAUUAUGCAAGCUGCGGCCGGACACGGUCGAUCUUCUGGUGGAGGUGGACAAAGCGGUGGAGGUCAUACCGGACACAGUGGAGGCGGUAGUAUCAACUUUUCAUCCGGAUCCGGCGGGUUAGGUGGAGCCAGCGGAGGUGGAGGAGGAGGAGGCGGUGCAAUUGGUAGUGGAGGAUCCGGUGGUGGAAUGGGAGGACGCGAUGGGCGAUCCAACUAUGGUCCAAACAGUCCCCCAACCGGUUCUCUGCCGCCGUUCUACGAAAGUUUGAAAGGUGGAAAUGCUGGUCUCAACGGGUACAACGCGAAUGGAGGAUUUUUGAACACUAACUGGAAUAACAUGGAUUGCGAUACGACCCAGGAUCUCACCAAUAUCGGAGCCUACACGGACGCUAACGGGAACAGUAGUAACCCGUCGAAACAAUACUCAAUGCUGCAGAAUACUUACGGAAUCGCUCUGAAAGAUGAAGCCGACUUGGAUUACGAUUCGAAGAUCGAUUCACUGUCGAAUCUGUACGGAGGCUAUGACGUUAACGAUUCCAUGAUGGUUGACAUGAACGGAGUAGGUGUCGAUCCGCUCCAGUUUACCGCAACGCUAACAUUUUCCUCACCUGGUGACAAUGCUCUCCUGGACAGCCUAACCGACGCGGUCGAUUUAAGUCACUUCCUAAAUCGGCUUCCGUCGGACGAACAGUCCAGCAACUGCAACGACCUGGAACUCACCUCAACACCUUCCCUAACCCCAGACUCCGUCUCAACCUCCCUCCAGCAUGUCGAUGGUCACGACGGCCUGGACCAGUACCCUGAACAUCUACUCCUCUCUCGAAGUUACAACACCAACUUCAACAAUAACAACACCCACAAAUAUCUGCACCAGCAUCAGGAGAACCCGCCCAGCUAUCAGUUCCAAUCGCUCAGCAACUUCGACCUCGACUCGCACAGUAACCUGUCCCUGCCAUCUCCCAACAGCAACUCCCUUCAGUCUCCCUCGUCAUCCUCCUCACCGCAGUCCUCUUCAUCCUCCUCAGUAGCAGCAGCCGCUGCCGCCGCCGCAGCAUCCCUAGCAGCCGGUCUACCCGGGCACGGUCACCAUUCAGUCGGUGGUCUUGGUGGUGCCGCCGCCGUUGUCGCACCCCCGCCUGCCGUCGUCGCCUCAACCAUCCAAAAUCUCGGCCUACCGGCGGAGGUACAGCUAGAGUUCGUAAACGGUGGCCACGGCAUCAAGAACCCACUGGCCGUCGAGAAUGUGCCCGGUCGGUUGCGCGAUGAGGACAAACACCAUACCAAACUGCUCCAGCAGCAGCAGCAACAACAGACCGAUGUGGUCAAACUGGACGAAUCGGGCAGCGAAAGUGGCGGUCAGAAUCAGAAGUUCUGCUGCCGGAUCUGUCAGAAAACCUUCACCCUGCAGCGGUUGCUCAACCGGCACAUGAAGUGCCACUCGGACGUCAAGCGCUACCUGUGCACGUUCUGCGGCAAGGGUUUCAACGAUACGUUCGAUCUGAAGCGGCACACGCGAACACACACCGGCGUGCGGCCCUACAAGUGCAAUCUGUGCGAGAAGUCGUUCACGCAGCGCUGCUCGCUUGAGUCUCACUGUCUGAAAGUGCACGGCGUGCAGCACCAGUACGCGUACAAGGAACGGCGCACGAAGAUGUACGUCUGCGAGGAAUGCGGCCACACCACCAACGAACCGGAGGUGCACUAUCUGCACCUGAAGGAGAAGCACCCGUACUCGCCGGCCCUGCUCAAGUUCUACGACAAGCGCCACUUCAAAUUUACCAAUUCGCAGUUUGCGAACAAUCUGCUCGGUUCGUUCCCGAUGCCGGUGUCGAAUUGAGGCGGGAUUCACACAGGACAGGUGAGAGAAAGAGAGAGAGAGAGAAACAGAAUGGCAAAGUAUUAGAUCGGCAAUCAGCCAGGGACUGUUAAACAGAGAGAGAGAGUGAGAGAGAAAUGCAAAUGCGGUGCACACUCGCGAUCGAUUCCCAAUUGUUUCCUGCUCUUUUUUCGGUAAUAGUUUGUAACUUUAGGUGAUAAAAACAGAAGCGAUAAUGUUUAGGUAUGAUGCGCUGAAAAAGGGCGGACAUUUAAGUAAACAAAAAAACACUAACAAUUAUUUAUUUGCUGCAAUAUUAUUUUUAUAUUACUACUAAUCGUUAGGCGUUUAAGGCUAUCCAAUGAUACUGAGAGAGAGAGAGAAAGAGUAAGAGAACAACCGGUAGAAACAGAGAAAGGAAAAAGAUCGCGUAUUGAAGCACCGAAAGACAACAGUUAUUAGAGGAAACAGUUAAGGCUUUUUAGGGUAGAUUUUUUUUUAGGAUUAUUCACUCUUCGAGCAAAAGAUAACAUUAGCUGAAACUUAGAAGAGGAAAAUAUUGGUUGAAUAGGAUGGAAUCAGGAGCACG